Molecule: messenger RNA, 4581 nt
Organism: Clupea harengus (Atlantic herring)
Lineage: Eukaryota; Metazoa; Chordata; Actinopteri; Clupeiformes; Clupeidae
Product: peroxidasin-like protein
Exons: 12
Coding region: 3741-4538 (265 amino acids)
Source: RefSeq, a predicted model, not a curated record
ACAAUCCAUGAUUUAAUCGGAUUAAAACGUUUAAAAAGAUUAAGAUGAAUAUCAAAACUAUACAAAAAUGCACUGUUGCUUUAAGACAGUGAGCCAAUGAGAAACAAGUUAAUUCUUCCUGAACGGUAGAACGGUGGAGAUUGAAGAAAGCCAGCUAGGAGAAGGACGUUAGUUUUUCAGUGAGCUAAAGAAACUAGAAACUUGAAACUUGAUUAGAUUUGUACUGUUGUGAACUUUUAUUUUAUUUUCUGAAAGUGUUUUGAUUUGUGUUUUGUCUUCGUUGGUAGACUGUCACCUUAGUUAAGUUGUUGAGAAAAGAAGAAGUCGCGUGGAGCUAGGCAUUGCAUGCUAGCAUCAUAGCUCCAUGAUUGUAGUAGAAAUAGAUGGCGAGCUUUCCCAGCGAGUAACCACACGGAAUCCUGUUCCAUCGGAGGUCAGCACCUGCUUUUCUGACAAGACCAGCAAUCCUUUCAUCGUAUGAAUGGUAGGACUGACAGGAGCCUGCUUUAUUUCAACUAGAAGUUCGCGGAUUUCGUGGUGAGAGUGAAAACACAUCAGAUCUACGGACUGUUCCUACCGCAAGUGGAAUUUACGAACUGCAAAACGUGGUCGUAAGAAAGAAUCUGAACUUAACAAGCCAGUUACCACACACUGAACUUACACCAUUACAUUCACAAUAUGUUUAAAAAAUGUUCUUUUGAUAUUUAAAUGUUUACUUGAUAUUGAUUUAUUUUGAUUGUAUGCAUAUUAUAUUUUCCCUAUGUAUAUUGAUGAAGCAUAUGAUUGUGCUGUGCUAAUGCUAUCAAUGUUGGUGAAGCAUAUGGUUGUGCUGUGCUAAUGCUAUCAAUAGCAACUCACUGGUUUAGCUGAGGGUAACAUAGGAAAAUAAAACUAGAUGUUUAAAUAGAUAAAUUGAAAAUUUAAGAGAACUUAUUAGAAUUUUGAUACUGAUAUAACAGAUUAUAAAUAGAGUUAACUGAAAUAUAAACUAAAUAAUAAUAUUAAGUUACAGUUUAAAUACCAAUUUAAAUAGAAUAUAUAUAAAUAUAUAUAUAUAUAUAUAUAUAUAUAUAAAACCAAAAUUAGAAUAUAGUAAAUAUUUUCCUAAUAGAAAAGGAUUGCAUUUGAAUUGCAUCUCUUUAAGAUUUUUAUGUAAGAUGUGUGUUAUAUGUAAAUUGUAUUGUUAAUGUGUUAUAUGGUACCUAUUUGUUAUUUUUCUAUCUAAAUCCAACUUACCUUUUCUAUUAUUAUAUAAAACAAGCCGGCAUUUCAAUUAAUUCUAUGGUCUGUGGUGUGUUUAUUAUAUUAAUAUUUCCAUUGUUUUAACUAUUUUACUGCUCCAACGAACCUAGACUAGUCCUGAUAACCUACUUAACUGCAACUAGUAGUAAGUAUUACAUACUGUUCAUGCCAUACUGUUUCAAGGAGCAGUGUGCCAAUAUGCCAGUGCCAACAUUCUAGGCCUAUUAUAUCUCUAGUGCAGGGGAUGGAAACUGGACAACGAUUACAUUUCAUUAAGGCACCACCACCACACAUCCAGGAGGGGAAUGCAAGACCGUUUGUGUCACAAUAUAAUGACGUGAUAGGUCAAUAGGAUUGCUUAAUAGGUGUUUUUCUAAUGUAGGUAUGCAUACAAUUGGGAUGCAUUAAUGAAACUGACUAUGGGACUGCAGAUAACAGCGUUUUGUCUAGUGUAGCCUAGUGUAGGUUGCUGGCGGACGCCCUUCAUGAUGUCACAAUUUUUUCCAGGGCACCGUAAAGUCCUUACAGGUAUUUGGCAUACAGAAGCUUUGUAACCUGGCUGUCUGGGACGGGGAAUCUGAGUGGUACUGCCCUCCUGCGUGGUGCUACGGAUACGGAGAGAGUUCCCUGACGCUCAAGGAAGGCUUUCAACAAACCACAAUCAGGCCUAUUUCAGAUGAACCAACUUGCUCAAAUGUGGAUUGCCAUUUUCUUUUCAUCAGUAAACACACUCCAGACCUACAGCUCACCAAUGACCAAUGAUUUGGCAGUAAGUUUCCUUACCACAGGGUCACUGUAUGUGGCUUUGGGUCAAACUCUGGUUCUUGAGGCCACCGUAGACAAGAGUCCAGAUGUGAAUGUUGUCCUGGUGACUUGGGAGAGGAACAAUCCGACUGGAUCACUGAGACUGGCUGAAUAUCCAGGGAGAAUCUUUAAUCCCAGAGUCACCUUGGAAAGAGAGGGUGAAUGGAUAAGGCUCUCUGAUGUCCAGGAGUCUGACUACGGCAAUUACACUGUUUCAGUCACAGAUAGCUAUGGGACACAGAAACAUGAUAUGAAAAUUGUGCUAAAGGCUGAGAAGCCUCCAGAGGCCUCUGUUGUUCUCCUGUGUGAUGUGUCUCGUGAGGAAGCUCAGUGGGACAGUCCUGUAUUCACAUGGCUGGUAGACGGUGUGGAGCUGACCAAUCAGACGGCCAAUAUGUCUGACGGAGGAAGCAAACUCCACCUGCAGGGAAUGAAGGGCCAUAACUACACCUGCAUUAGCAACAGCAGCCUGGGAACCAGCGUGUCUCAUUUCAUCAUACCAGAGUGUACCGAGUGCCCAAGCUGCUCAAAUGAUGUUGCUAUAGCCAUGACCAUUGAGGCAAUGAUUGUUCUGGUGAUUUCAGUGCUGUCAUGUUAUGUUUUGAUGAAGCAGAAGAAGUUGAGCUUCUGAGUGUCUGAAUUUCAGCACGCCAACAAAGUAUACUGAAAAAACAUACUCUAUUUCCAGUGUUAGGUGACUACUUGCCAAUCAUUUUAGUUGUAUUUUAUUAUAGUUCUAUAAUUACUAGAUUGAAUGUUAAGUUGUCAAUUGCAAAUUUGAUUUACAUUUAUUUAUUAUUUAUAGAAUAAUGUUUUUAUGGUUUAUGCAAAGUUCUAACUUCCCCACUGGUUUUCAUUAUGUUUGAAUGUGGGACUGUGGGAAAUUUCAAAAGGGGCAUGCUCAACAAUGACUAUUAUUGUUACUCUAGUUACACGAGUAGAUUGUUUGAAAUGUGCAUUAUGAUGGUUGUCAGUACGAGAAUUGCUUUUUAGGACUUUCACAGAAAAUUCAAAGAAAGGAAAGUGUUUUGUGCAUACAGCAUGCCAUUCUCCUGAGAAACCAUUAAGAUAUUGUUUAUGCUCUGAAUGUGCUUUCACUUUCUGUAUUGUUACACUGUUCUAGCUACUGUUAACUUUGUCUCGCAUGUAGAAAACACUGCAUAUAUGUGUAAACAAUAAUAAAGCAGUAGCUUUGUGCCAUUCUUGGAACCAGCAUGAAGACCAUUUUUGUGCCACCGAGUACACGUGGAUUUGUGAAUUGAACACAGAGAGAUCGGGUUACCUUAAGUAGACACAGCUUACCAGAGCCCCUCGCCGAACAGAAUAGCAGGAGGAAGUUGGUCAGGUGACGCCUUGUGGACUUGACAGGCAGGAAGUGUUUGCUGAAGCAGGCAUCUGGACUGCACAGACAUGCUUACUCGCUGGCUGCUCAUUCAUAUCACUGACCUAUCUGUACCGGAGGGUUUCCGAGGCGUUUUCAUUCACGGCCUGACUUCUGCUGUGUUUUAAAGGGCGAGCCUGAUAAGUUUGCUAAUGGCAUUGUAAGGUUUUUAUGACCGCCCCUUGCGACCCGGGUGGAUCGUCUAGCCACUCCUUGCUAGUGGAGUGUGCGUGUGUGUGUGUGACAGAGACAAACUCCUCUUUGAAAAACACACAGAGCAGCAUUGGUGUGCCUCAACAGAAAGGCUUAUAAAAUGGAACUGAAGACACAAUCAUCUCUUUGGACUUGCUUCCUAAUGCUGGGCUUGCUGUCCCCCCUGUGCCAGUCUGUGUCGGUCCACUUCCUGAGCCCCAAGCCACUGUACGUGGUCCAGGGUGACACCCUCAUUCUGCGCACCGAGAUUGACAUCAGAACCAAAGAGGUGGUUCCCACGGUGAUUUGGGAGUACGUGCCGACCCACGCCAAACAUCCGACGCGGGUUAAGGUGGCGGAGUACCCGGAGCAGUCGCCGAGCGGCCGGGUGACCAUGGAGGAGCAGGGAGCGGUGCUGAAGAUCACCAACUUCGGACCUGGCGACAGUGGGGUCUACGCCAUCAAUGUGACGGACCACGUGGGACAAGUAGCCUCUGCUCAGCAUGUCGUUGAAGAGUACUUGCCGGUGCACCACGUGUCCGUGAUGGUGAACGUGUCUCACACCUCGCUUCACUGCAUGGAGGCCUGGGGCACCGAGCCUGUCUUCAGCUGGCUGCACGAUAACGCCAAGGCGGACGGCUCACUGGGUCAGCUCUCUGCUGACAACUCCACCCUCUACGUCACGUCGCGCCUCUGCGGCCAGUUCACCUGCGUGGUCAGGAAUAAGCUGGGCCACUGCUCUGCCUCCCACAACUCCGAACCCUGCGAGAGGAAAGGGAUCGGUGGGACUGUGGCGGUAGUCUGCCUCUUCCUUCUACUCAUCAGCGCAGGGGCUCUGCUCUUCCUGCUGUGGAGGAGACGGCAAAUCUACAGAACCAGAGGAGAAAGGCUGAGGGAAGCCUACGAUGGCCCCUUAUGAGGACAUCUGGUGCACUCGCCUGCGCGCGCGCGUGUGUGUGUGU